ACAUGCAUAUCAACAUCAACAAGAAAAACGCAUUUGCAAAUGCAAACUGCUCUUGCAACAUAGAUAAAAGUGCUCGAUUCCAAGAAAAAAUAAGUGCAACUGAGUGUGUGUGCAAGUGUGUGUGCGUGUGUGUGUGUCGGGGUGUCGGUGUGUGUGUGUAAAUGAUGCCGUAUAAUGUGCGUGCCUGCGGAAGCAAUGCCAUGGUGCGUGAAUAUGCUGGAGGCAGUAUCAAUGGCAUUUUGCGGAAAACAGGAACCGCUGCAGCCUCAUCUUGUGGCAUUGGCGCCAACGGCCAUUUGACAUAUGGUGCAACACACGCAACAGGACCGGCAGCGGGGUCAGCGGGGUCGUCGGACGCACGCCAUCCGGCUCUUGAUCUGCUCGUCUUUGGCUAUGCGUGCAAGAUAUUCCGGGACGAUGAGAAGGCGCGAGAACUGGAUCAGGGGAAACAGCUGAUACCCUGGAUGGGCGAUGUAAAUCUCAAAAUAGACAGAUAUGACGUGCGUGGAGCGUUGUGCGAACUAUCGGCCUAUGAGGCGCCACCGGGCGGCUACGGCAAUCGCUUAGAAUAUCUGAGCGCCGAGGAGCAGCGUGCGGAACAACUGUGCGAGGAGGAGCGCUAUCUGUUCCUCUACAACAACGAAGAAGAGCUACGGAUGCAGCAAGAGGAGGAUCUGAAGCGUCUGCAGCAAGAAACAUCGGGCGGCAACUAUAGUCAGAUGGAGUUUCAAUACGAUGGACAGACGACGUCCAGCGCAUCGUCGGCAGAUACUGCAACGACAACAUUGCCAAAUCCAUCAACGCCGCCCGAGGAAAGCGAGCUUCCUUACACGCUGCCAAACAAUCUCCUGGUGGCGCCCGCUCCAGACAUACAGCUGCCGGACACAAUGAAACAGCAUGCGAUCAUUGAGAAGACAGCACGCUUCAUUGCCACCCAGGGCGCCCAAAUGGAGAUAUUGAUCAAGGCGAAGCAGGCAAACAAUGCACAGUUUGACUUUCUGUCGCAGGGUGGACAGUUACAGCCGUACUAUCGUCAUCUACUAGGUGCCAUCAAGCAGGGCAAGUAUGCGCCUGUUCUCGCAUCAACGGAUGCGACGGCACACAUGGACAAUGCGAUUGCGCUAAGCGAGAGCAGCAGCUCGCUGUCUGUCAGUCCGAAGCGUAGCCAACAGAUCAUAACGGUGCCCACCAUCAAAUACAAGCCGUCAGCCAAUUGCGCCUACACGCAGCUCAUCAGCAAGAUCAAGGGUGUUCCGCUGCAGGCGGUAUUGGACGACGAGGUGGCUUCGCAGCAUUCUGGCGGCACCGCUUCCCCCACUCUUAGUUGCAAGUCCGAAGGUCAAAGCAGUACUUCUGCUUCUGUUGCUGCCGCUGCAUCCGCAUCCAGUGUGGAAUUUACACCCGUUCUGUUGCAAUACAAUGGCAGCACAUUUGCCCACGAGACGGAGGAGAACACCAACGAUGCACCGCCCAAAGUGGAGCUAUUGAAAAACACCAGCGCCCUGGCUCUUGCUCAGAACUAUAGCUCCGAUAGCGACGAAGAGCACGCAGAUGACGACAAUGAUGAUGAUGAUGAUGAUAGCAACGGACAGCGGCAACAACAGCACAAGCAAUCGACAGAAAGUGCAAGUGUCGCCACAACAAGCAUCACUGCAAAGCCUCCAGUGGCACUCGCACCACCGCCAUUGCUUACGUUUCCCAUGCCCGAGGAGAGUUUGCGUCACAUCAUUGACAAGACGGCCACCUAUGUGAUCAAGAACGGCCGCCAGUUUGAGGAGACGCUGCGCACCAAGAGCGUGGAACGUUUCAAUUUUCUGCUGCCGGAGAACAAGUUCUAUGCAUAUUAUAUGUAUAAAAUAACCGGUGAUGUGGACGCCGCAUCGAAGGAGGAGAAGACGCGCAAAGCGGCUGCAGUUGCCGCCGCCCUCAUAAGCAAAAAGGGUCUCGGUGGCUCUGGUGUUGCCUCGUCUAACUCGACGACGGCGGCUGCUGUUGCUACCAGUUCUAGCGAGAAAGUGCCCGUUUGCUUCUCUAUUCGCCCGCGUGAUGAGAACGCCGCAUCGUUGCAGUCGACAAUGGCGCAUGAGGCGGCCAGCGCUAAGGAUGACGAGGCCAAGGUCAAAACUAAUGCAGAUCCAGUGCGUCCGGGCAUGCCGGACAGUGUGCAACGUGCCAUUAAGCAGGUGGAGACACAAUUGCUGGCAAGAACUGGUGGAUCCAAAGCAACAGCUGCCUCUUCCGAUGCUGCUGCCACCACAACAACAGCGAACGCAGCGUCCCCCCAAAAGGACCAGCGUCAAGCUGAGGAGCGCGUGAAGGAUAAGCUUGCGCAAAUAGCACGGGACAAGCUGAACGGCAUGAUAUCGCGUGAGAAGCAGCUGCAGCUGGAACGCAAGCGGAAGGCAUUGGCGUUUCUUAAUCAAAUCAAAGGUGAAGGCACAGCUAUUGGGGCAGCUGCCGGGCCAGAGGCGGCGUCAGUGACAGCAACUGUAGCAACUAAAGCGGAAUCAGAGGCGAUGGCAGCAAAUAGCGAUGGUGACUCCAACGAUUCGGUACGUUCCAUACCCAUCACUUAUUUUGGACCUGAUGAUGAUGAUGAUGAUGACGACGACGAUGAAACUACUGAGGUGGGUGUGCAGCAGGCGACAGCAGCACCGUUGCAGACACCUGCUGAGCGCGAUGGGGAUGAUGAGGAGGAAGAUAAUGGUGAUCUGGAGAAAUACAAUUUACUGAACGAUGAUAGCACCAAUACGUACACCAGCAAGGCGGCAACGCCGACAGCAGUGGGUCCCGUUCUGCUCUCCGACGAUGACGAUGUGCAGCUGGUGUCCGGCGCAACGCCACCGCCAUCUUCAGCUAGACGCCAUCGUAAAGGUCGACGUGGUAGUCGGACUCGCAGUCGAAGUAGUAGCAGCAGUUGCUGCACCGUUGUACAAGAUGCGACCGUGACCUCGUCAAGCAGCAGUGCCAGCGGCCGUCGCAGUCGCAGCCGGAGUCGCAGCUCACACCGGCAGCGACAGAAGCGACAAAAGGCCAACACGGUAUCCAAGCAUAGGCGACGCCGACACAGUCCCAGCUCAACACGCAGCUUGCGACAGAAGCAACGUAGUCGGAGUAGGAGUCGGAGUCGGAGUCGCAGCCGGAGUCGGAGUCUUAGCAGCAGCCAUACAAGCUCGCGUCGCCAUCGGGGACGGGACAAGGAAGAGUCAUCCUCGCGGCGUCGCAAUCACCAGCGGCACACAAGCAAAAAGAGUCACAAGCGCCACAAGCGUCGUCGACGCAGCAGCGGCGGCGGAUCCGUGUCGAAAUGAAACCUGCAUUGUCUUAAGAAGUUUAAGCAUUAAGUUAUAAUAAAAAAUGUACAUUUCCUUCUUUUUUUAAUGUUGAGCAAAUGUUUUAAAAGCGUCCAUCGAUCGAAAAUAAUAAAACUAUGGCUUAAGAUAUAUGGACAA
Drosophila grimshawi is the source of this 3452-nucleotide messenger RNA. It is a transcript of the gene su(w[a]), whose product is annotated as protein suppressor of white apricot. Bases 162 to 3311 code for a protein of 1049 amino acids. Gene Ontology annotation, biological process: mRNA 5'-splice site recognition; RNA processing. The transcript has 7 exons. The record is from RefSeq and is a predicted model, not a curated record. Gene Ontology annotation, molecular function: RNA binding. Lineage: Eukaryota; Metazoa; Arthropoda; Insecta; Diptera; Drosophilidae.